Messenger RNA from Daphnia pulicaria, 810 nucleotides. Its product is annotated as inositol 1,4,5-trisphosphate receptor-like. Gene Ontology annotation, biological process: calcium ion transport. The transcript is spliced from 5 exons. The record is from RefSeq and is a predicted model, not a curated record. Bases 1 to 810 code for a protein of 269 amino acids. Lineage: Eukaryota; Metazoa; Arthropoda; Branchiopoda; Diplostraca; Daphniidae.
AUGGUCAUGCAAGAAAUGGUUAACGUCGGGGAGGACGUGCUCGUCUUUUACAACGACAAGGCUUCGUCCAACGCCUUCGUCGACAUGAUGAGAGUACCACAUUUCGCAGUUGAGCCUCAACUGCAUCCUUUGGUUCAAGCCGAGUCCUCCAUUAUCGUCGAUGUCCUUUACCGACCGGAAUAUCUUUUACAGCCUGGCACGGAAGCGCGGAAAAAUUGUGACAAUGGCGGAUUCAUUCGCGGGAUGAUUAAACACACCGAACGAUUGCUGGAGGACAAGGUGGGAAAACUUUGUAUCCAAGUUCUCAACACCUUACGUCAGAUGAUGAAUUUCGAUGUUCACAAUGACGAAAAGGGAGACGCAUUGAGGAAGAAUCUUUUAGUUCGCUACUUUGUCAAACCAGCCUCUCAUAGUUCUAAAAAGACCGAGCUCAAUGGCGGAAGCGGAAUCUCUGCCGCUGGAAUUUAUUCAACAUUAUCUGGUGGUACUGGUGUUGGAGGCGGUGUGGGACAAUCGUCAUCGCUGACAACCCACGGACCUGGAGGGCGUCUCCUGUCGCGAGGUGAAAUGAGUUUGCCCGAGGUACAAGUGUAUCUGGACCGAGAAGGCACCUCUGAUUUGGUGGCCGAAUUGGUCAUGAAGUCGUCGUUAUCGCCCAACGUUUUCAUGGAAGCGGUCCAAUUGGGCAUCGCCCUGCUGGAAGGCGGCAACCCCGUCAUCCAACGGAGUUUCUUCACGAAAUUGCAGUCGGCCGAGACGAGCGCCAUCUUCUUCUUCCUCUUUUGGGUCAGCUCGCACAUGUCCAUCUAG